UCUCGAAGAUGAGUUAUAGCAUGGAAUAUCUCACGAGCUCUCCACACAGGAGUGCACAAAGUGACUUCCUUCGAUUUCAUCCUAAAAACCUCGGAUCGUCCUCUGCAGGGAUACUGUUUUCCAGGAGCCCCCUCAGCACUGGGUCGUCUGCGUCAUUCAAACAGAACAGCCUGAUGCUUAAAAAAGAGUACAGGUCUUCUGUUCUCAGAUCCACGGAUAGCACAGACCUUGUAAACCAAUUUAAAUUGCCGAAUAUAAACGAGAAGCAGCUUCUGCAGGGGCUUAACGAUCGCUUUGCAGGCUUUAUCGAAAAGGUUCGUCAUCUUGAAAGCCAGAACAACAUUUUGGAAAAUGAGAUUCAGGAACUGAGGCAAAAGCAAGUUUCCCUGUCCUCGCUGUCUGAAGUUUUCGAUCCUGAAAUCAAAGAUCUAAGAGAGCUUGUCAGUAAUAUUACCUCUCAAAAGGCUCAGAUUGAGCUCGAGCAUCAUCAUUUGGAGGAAGAUAUUCACCUUUUGAGGGGGAGAUAUGAAGAGGAAGCUCGCAGUAGAUCAGACACUGAGGCCAGCAUUAUGACAGUGAAGAAAGAUAUUAAUGACGCACACCUCUCCAGACUGGAACUGGACAAAAAAGCACACUCUCUGAUGGAAGAAAUGCUUUUCUUAAAGAAAAAACACCAAGAAGAGGUAUCGGAAAUGAUGGCCCAAAUCGGCGAUGCGCAAGUUACUGUUGAUAUGAAAGAUUAUGGAAAGUCAGACAUUACUGCGGCUUUGAGGGAAAUCAGAAGCCAGCUUGAAGGGCACACCAGUACCAACAUGCAACAAGCAGAGGAAUGUUUCAGGACCAGGGUAGCUAAGCUGACAAAAGCUGCUGAAGUGAAUAAUGAAGCUCUCCAAGUCAGAAGAAAACACAUCCAUGAGCACAGACGCCAACUGCAGUCAAAAACCAUAGAGCUGGAAACAGUUAAAAGCACGAGAGAAUCUUUAGAGAAGCAAAUCGGUGCGCUUGAAGAGAGGCACGAUGCGGAAAUCAGUCAUUACCAGAAUGCUAUCCAACAGCUGGAGCAUGAGCUUAAACACACACAGUAUGAUAUGGCUGGUCAUUUGAGGGGGUACCAGGAUCUUCUGAAUGUCAAACUGGCCCUAGACGUAGAGAUUGCUUCCUACAGGAAACUUUUGGAAGGUGAGGAAACAAGAUUGACUUCAGUUGCUGCAGGCCAUGUUCCAGCACCACAUGAGUACAGACAAUCCUCUAUCUACACUCUGCCAAGUUUCACUAGGGAGAAAACUGCCACUAAGAAGGUGGAGCCACAAUACAAGUUUGUUGAGGAGAUCAUCACAGAAACAACCAAAGAAGUGGAGAUUGACAACACCUAUACAGAGGAAAUAAUGAGUGAAGAAGAAAGGAUGGAAAAGGAGAGUCCAGAGGAUAAGGUGGAAACAACAACUGACAUUAGAGAGGCUCAAGAGGAUGCACAGGAAGUGGACACUGUAGAAGCAGAGAAACACAAAGAAGAUGAACAAGAAGAGACCUCAGCUAAACCUGGGUAUGAGGAGGAAACUGCAGUUAAAAAAGGUGACAUAGAUGCAGUUGAAGCUGAAGUUACAUCUGAAGCGGUAGAAGAGAAAGAAACGUCCCAAGAUGAUAUGAGUGAUGCAGAAGACACCAAGGAGAAGAAAGAAGUAAAAGAAGAGAGCACUGAUAAAAUACAAGCCUUUGAGGGUGUGAAGAAAACUAUUGUGGAAGAAAUCACAAAGGAACUUACAGAUGUAGCAGAAACAGAAACAGAAGAUGAACCUUUCGGAGAACCAAAAUCACUACCCAGUGAAAUGACACCAGAAAUAGAUGAAAGUGAAGAGCCAAAAAAAGAACAGACUUCAGAUGACAAAACCAAAGAAAAACAUGUAGAAAAAACAGAAGACCACAAAGAGUUGCGUUCUAUAACAAAGAAAGAAGAUAAACCUCAAGAGAAAAAUGUCACUGCAGAGAAGGAGGAAAUUAAGCCAGAAGAGAAAAGCCCUCUUGAGGAAAAGACAGCAGAGACAGUAAUCCAUGAACACACCGAGGAACAUGAUACCAUGAAACCGAAGGAGAUGGCCAGUCCAUCGGAAUCAGAAGAACCUGACAAAACUGAAGAUAAAAUAACCACAGAUGUCAAAGUGGAUUCCAAGGAUAUUCUGAAAGAGGAGGUGGUGAGCCAGUCAAAAUCAGAAGAGGGUGCUUCAGAACCUGAAAAAACUGAAGAGAAAGCAACCACAGAUAUUGAAGCAGCACAAGAAGACAUUCCAAAAGAAGAUCCUGUAUGUGAAUUAAAAUCAGUAGAAGAAGAAAAGGUUUCAAAACCUGAGAAGAUUGAAGAGAAAAGAACCCCAGAUAUUGAAGCAGCACAAGAAGACAUUCCAAAAGAGGAGACUGUGUGUGAAUUAAAAUCAGAAGAACAGUAUUCAGAACCUAACAAAACUGAAGCUAAAACAACCACAUAUGUCAAAGUGGAAUCCAAUGAUAUUCGGAAAGAGGAGGUGAGCCAAUCAAAAUCAGAAGAAGAGGAUGCUUCAGAAUCUGAGAAGACUGAAGAGAAAGCAACAUCAGAUAUUGAAGCACCACAAGAAGACAAUCCAGAAGAGGAGACUGUUCACAAAUUAAAAUCAGAAGAAGUCUAUUUAAAAUCUGAGAAGACUAUAGAUGUUACCCAGACAAAAUCUGAAGAAAAGGAUGAUUCAAAACCACACACACCUGAAGAGAAAGUACAGGCAGGUAUUAAGGUGGAACUGAAAGACCUUCAGAAAGAGAUGAUGAGCCAGUUGCAAUCAGAAGAUGUUGCUUCGAAGCCUGGCAAGCCUGAAGAGAAAACAAUCCCCGAUAUCAAACCAGAAGAAUUAAAGUCCACAGAAGAGGACACUUUAAAAUCUGAAAAAACUGAAAAGAAAGUAUUCACAGACAUCAAAGUGGAAGUUAAAGACCUCCCAAAAAUGGAGACAGUAAGCCAAUUGAUGCUUGAAGAUGUGAUGAAGUCUGUCAAACAUGAAGAGAAAGAAUCAACAGACAUCAAAGUAGAAGUCAAAGAUCUUCAGAAAGAGGAGACUGUGAGCCUGGAGAAAUCAGAAGAAAAUGUUUCUCUGAAGUCUGACAAACCUAAAGAGAAAGCAACAACAGAAAUCAAAGUAGAAACCAAGGACAUUCAAAAAGAGGAGAUGGUAAAUGAAGUGAAAUCAGUAGAUGUUGCUUUGACAUCUGACAGAGCCAAAGAGAAAGCAACCCUAGAUGAUGAAGAGUUUAAAACAGACAAAGUUCUAGAGGAAGAGAAAGAAGCAGAUUCAGAGGAAUAUCAAAAGCCUGAAUUAGCACUGUCUCCAAAAGAGGAAAAGAAAGAGGACAGCAUUUCAGUACGAAGUGAAAGAAUAGAUGAAACACUUUCCAAGAAAGACUAUCAAUCUACAGCGGACACAGAGGGGGCAAGACAAUUAAAAUCUGUGCUGAAGGAGAGCACAGAAACUCACACUGACUUGGAAACAAAACCACAAGAGAUGUCUCCAGAAAAGGCGAAACCUGCUGACAGCUCUGAAAUGGAAAAGACAGAGGACUUAAAGGAGACACAGUUGAUUCCACAAAAAAAGAAAGUACAAGAAUGUCCAGAGAGCCCAGAUACUGAAGCAGAUGAAAAGAUCAGUAAUUCCAAAGAAGAGAAAACAUUGAAGGAGGAAAGACUGUCUCCAAAGGAAACCUCUGUAAAAGAGAACAAACUCUUGAUAGAUGACGUGGAGGAAAAGAUAGAGCCAGAGAAAAAGGUGACAGAAGGAAAAGUCACACCCAGAACACAAGAGAAUGGUCAUGAUGAAAGUGAAAACUUCAGCAAGGAGGAGACAAUCGACACAGAGGAGACAAAAGUGCCUGCAAAGGAGAGUCAGGUAGACAAGACAAAAGCAACACAAGAAGAACUCAAAACCUCAAAAAAAUGAUGCAAUGCAAGAUAUUGACAACAAAAAGUAAUAUGAAAAAAAAAACACUUAAAGAUAGAACUUAAAAAUGCAUGUGACAAGCUAUUCGUUCAGGGUAUAAACAAUGUGGCAAAAUGUAUGUAUGUGUUAAAGAAAAAAAAAAAAGUCUUCCAAAAACGAUUUAAAAAGUAAAAUUCUUAAUGCAUGAAAUUGUAUAAUGUACUGAACAGACAAUUAAGCUUGCUAGAUUUGAAUGUACGGUUCUAUGUAGUUAAAUUUGAACUUUAAAUGAGUCUUAAAUAGGCUGUCAAGCUUUGCAAAUUUGAAUGAAUGGAGCUAUGUAAUUAAAUUUGAAUGAGUUCUAGCUCUGAAUUGACUGUCUGAAAAACUUAAGUGUAGCAA
This is a messenger RNA of Polyodon spathula (Mississippi paddlefish), 4334 nucleotides long. Its product is annotated as neurofilament medium polypeptide-like. The record is from RefSeq and is a predicted model, not a curated record. The transcript is spliced from 3 exons. Gene Ontology annotation, biological process: neurofilament bundle assembly. Gene Ontology annotation, cellular component: postsynaptic intermediate filament cytoskeleton; axon; intermediate filament. Lineage: Eukaryota; Metazoa; Chordata; Actinopteri; Acipenseriformes; Polyodontidae. Gene Ontology annotation, molecular function: structural constituent of cytoskeleton. The coding region runs from base 9 to 3953 and encodes 1314 amino acids.